AUGGCAGGAGUUGUAUUAAUCUCGUCAAGCAUUGUUCGACCAAUAAACAACAGUCAAUCGGGUCGAACAAAGAUUCAUCUAACUCCAUUUGAUCUCAGCCUUCUUCAAUUCGAUUAUCCUCAAAGAGGUCUUCUCUUUCCCAAACCGGAUUCCGAUUUCCACUUCAUCUCUCGUUUAAAAGCCUCUCUCUCAGUUGCCUUGGAGAUCUACUUCCCUUUCGCGGGUCAUCUCGCGAAAGUGGAGAAUCAAGAAGACAAUACGGUGUCGUUUUACAUAGACUGCGAUGGCCCGGGCGCUAGAUUUCACCACGCCGAAGCUAAAUCCGUCUCCGUGAGUGAUCUUCUUCAACCUCAAGGUUCUGUUCCUGAUUUCAUAAGGCACUUCUUUCCCGCUGACAAUUUCAAGAGCUGCGACGUCUCGGCGCCCUUGCUUGCUUUACAAGUCACCGAUAUGAAAGACGGAGUCUUCAUAAGUUUUUGUUACAACCACUUAGUGGCAGAUGGUACUUCGAUGUGGAGUUUCCUCCACACUUGGUCCAAGAUUUGCUCGAGUGGUUCAGGUUCUGAUCAUAAGCCAUUAGUUCUCAAAAGAUGGUUCCUUGACGGGAUCGAUUACCCGAUCCAUAUUCCGGUUUCCGAGACGGAGAAGCCACCAUCACCAAGUAGUGAACUUUCUUCAGUGCCUAUCACGAAAGAUAAGGUUUUUCACUUCACAAAGAAGAAUAUUUCAGAUCUCAAAGCUAAAGCCAACAACGAGGUCAGCUCUAAUGACCUGAAAAUCUCAUCACUUCAAGCGGUUUCCGCGCAUAUGUGGAGGUCAAUCAUCAGGCACAGUGGUCUGAGCCGAGAAGUAGAGACGUUUUGCAAAGUAGCGGUUGACUUGAGGCAGAGGCUAAACCCUCCGCUCGAGAAAGAGUGUUUUGGGAAUAUGACAUAUCUUUCACCAGCUAUAGCUACCGUGGAAGAGCUGCUGGAUCGUGGCUUGGGAUGGACUGCUAUGCAAAUAAGUAAAUUAGUGAGCUCGCAAACGAAUGAAAACUGUAAAGGUUUUGCAGAGGAUUGGGUUAGAAAUGUGAAGAAUCUAAAAUCAGGGGUUAAGAGUAAAAUGGCUGGUGAUACAAUAAUUGUCUCAAGCUCUCCCCGGUUCGAAGUGUACAACAAUGAUUUCGGUUGGGGAAAACCGAUUGCGGUGCGAGCUGGACCGGGCAAUAGUAUCAGUGGCAAGCUCGUGCUUUUUCCGGGAAUCGAUGAAGGAAGUAUUGAUGUUCAGGCAACCUUAUGGUCUGAUGUACUAGUGAAUCUACUAGCCGAUGUUGAAUUCUUAGAGAAUGUGACUUCUGUGUGA
Messenger RNA from Arabis nemorensis, 1344 nucleotides. NCBI's taxonomy places the organism in Eukaryota, Viridiplantae, Streptophyta, Magnoliopsida, Brassicales, Brassicaceae. The record is from the annotation of a GenBank genome assembly.